Vicia faba (fava bean) is the source of this 459-nucleotide messenger RNA. The record is from the annotation of a GenBank genome assembly. NCBI's taxonomy places the organism in Eukaryota, Viridiplantae, Streptophyta, Magnoliopsida, Fabales, Fabaceae.
AUGGUAUUAAUAGCUUCCGGUUAUGAUGAUGGAACUAUUGCUGAAGUUAUUGCAUUUUGUAUGUGUGAUGAAGAUUUGUUGUUUGGAGGAAAGUUAGUUUAUGGUGAUGAAGAUUAUGAGGAAGGUUGCAGUUUAGAGGGAAUAUUGAGCAAGGGUUUGAUGGAUUUUGCUGCAGAAGAUGGUUUUUCGCAGGUUUUGGUAUUUCACACUGAUGAUUUGCUAGAGUUAAAUGGAGGUGGAUUUUGGGGGGGAAAGUUGAUGAGGUUUUGGAGUGGAGUGGAUAGGUUUUUUGGCAUGUCUCUACAGGCUAGUAGCAGUUGGUUUUGGGACAGCAUAGGAGAUUGUCUUUGCAGGGACUGUUUUGGUCUAUUUUGGAGCAUGAAACAAGAUGUAAAGAGACAAGGCAGUAGGUUAUAUUGGACUGUUAUGAAAGGUUUUAUAGGUUGGUACAACAACUAG